UGUAUCUGUUCAUAUUUUCCUGACUUUAUUUGUUUUUUGACCAGUAUGUUCAUUCUAGUUCAUUCAAAUGCAUAACGACCUCCUAUAAGGAUGCCAUUUCCCCCCAUAUGCUGUAAAGCAAAGGAAAAAAAAAAACGUUUUCAUUGAAAACCAUAUUUAUUAUGUGUCCAAACCUACUUUGUUCUCAGCUAUUUUGAAUAUUUCAUGCAUGAAAGGGUUAAUAAACCUGGACUGUUCUCUUGUACUAUCCUUCUGUGGAAAUCAAGUGGAAAUGAAGCACAGGGCCGCAGCCUUCAUAAAUAAUCAAUCCUCUUUGUUGCUGGUUCGUUUGCAGGAGCGUGUAACAUGAGCUUGUGAUGAAGAGACAGGUGGGGUCAGCCAUCGAAGAGAAGACGCGCGGCACUGUGAUUGACAUGUGGCCUGUGCACACCACACUCCAACCCACGGAAGACAUUCACAGUCCUGGCUUAAGAAAUGGGGGAUUGGUCCAUUCUUGGCCGCUUUCUAACGGAGGUGCAGAACCACUCCACGGUGAUCGGGAAGAUCUGGCUCACCAUGCUCCUCAUCUUCCGCAUCCUGCUGGUCACUCUGGUGGGGGACGCGGUGUACAGCGACGAGCAGUCCAAGUUCACCUGCAACACCCUGCAGCCCGGCUGCAACAACGUCUGCUACGACACCUUCGCCCCCGUGUCGCACCUGCGCUUCUGGGUCUUCCAGAUCGUCCUGGUGUCCACGCCAUCCAUCUUCUACAUCGUCUACAUCCUCCACAAGAUCGCCAAGGACGAGAAGCUGGAGCUCCAGGAGGCUCGGAAACAGCUGCUCCACAAAGACCUUCCUCCCCUGGUGGAGCAGCAUGAAGAGGACGUGAGCUUCAGCGAGCGCGCGGACUACCAGAGCGAGUGGGUCACGCAGGGCGGCGAGCCGGUGGAGCAGACCCUCUUGGACGAGGAGAUCAGAGAGGUGAGCAAAGAUCCCACUAAACUCUCAAGGAAGGUGCUGCUGAUCUACAUCGUCCACGUCAUGCUGAGGUCCUUGAUGGAGAUCGGCUUCUUGGUGGGCCAGUAUUACCUGUUCGGGUUCAAGGUGCCCCACCUGUUCCGCUGCGCGACCUACCCUUGCCCCAACACAACUGACUGCUUCGUGUCCAGGGCCACCGAGAAAACCAUCUUCCUGAACUUCAUGUUCGGGGUGAGUCUGGGCUGCUUUCUCCUGAACCUCGUGGAGCUGCACUACCUGGGCUGGCUCUAUAUCUUCCGGGUGCUGUGUGCAGCCUGCUGUGAACCCGAGAAGAGGGAGCACACCAGCCAACACUCCGAGCACAACCCCCUGCUCCUUCAACUCAAAGAGUCCCUCCAAGAACAACUGGUCCUCAGGACCGCCCCGGGGUUGUCCCAGGAGAAGCCCGGGUACCUCCCCUCCCACCCCGCCACCAUCUCCUUUGAGACGGACUCCACCAUCGAACACACGUCCAAAAAAAGCCCAGACGAAAAGGAACGUGCAAAAUCAAAGCUAGCCAAGCUGGGAAAAAGCAAGAAGUCAUGGCUUUAAAACAUAUUAUUAUUAUUAUUUUCAUUUCAUUUCAUUUUGUUGUAUUUUCUUUUUAUGUUACAUUACAUGGAGUAGCAGAUUAAAAUUUUAAAAACU
Messenger RNA from Acipenser ruthenus (sterlet), 1644 nucleotides. RefSeq names its product gap junction delta-2 protein-like. Gene Ontology annotation, cellular component: connexin complex. The record is from RefSeq and is a predicted model, not a curated record. Gene Ontology annotation, biological process: cell communication. The transcript has 2 exons. The coding region runs from base 475 to 1548 and encodes 357 amino acids. NCBI's taxonomy places the organism in Eukaryota, Metazoa, Chordata, Actinopteri, Acipenseriformes, Acipenseridae.